AGCGGUGUUGGGUGAAACGUGCCAGCAGGAGCCAGUUGUUGCUUUCCUGCUUAAACGUACACGCUAAGAAUGGUCACCAAAUUGGCUCAGAAUUCGUAAAUUUUCGAACUUGUGUUGCUUCAUCUUGUUGCGCUUCGCGGUCGGUCUUCCGUGAAUUAUGGAAUGGAUCACUUCAGUAGAUAAAAGACCCUGUGAUCGGAACGUAAAAGACGUAGAACUAAUCUGUGCCAGAUUGCGACGCGUGGACCAACUUUGCCGCUUGCCAAAUUCCGUCCUGCAACAGCUGGCAUUAUGUGGCUAUUACGAAGAUCUGGAAAACGAAGUUACACUUUUUCGUCAAGGAGAUACGGGAAAGUGCUGGUACGCUGUUAUGUCCGGAUCUCUUGAAGUUAGAGUGACUCAACCUGAAACAGACGUUAAGACCACUGUAACGCUAUGCACCCUGGGAGUUGGAGCGACUUUUGGCGAAUCCAUACUUCAGGAUCUGCCAAGAGACACGACGGUCGUUACUCAAACCAAUUGCGAAUUGCUCAGGGUGGAACAGCAGGAUUUUAAGCUUAUUUGGGAGAAAAAUCGGGAACUGAUGAACGAUUUGGUGUCCAACUGCAAACUGAAAAAUGGCUUUGGUUCUGGGAUGUCAGGCAAAGGAAUGAACCACUCAGGUUCAUCAACGCCUAGAAGAUCAUUGUCUCCAGACCAACCAAAUCCGGCAGAACCCAUCACAGAUCAACCCAGCCAGGCGAUUGGUCGGAUUGGAUGGGCUCUUAGGAUCUUACUUCUAUCUCAAAACACCUGCUUGAAGGACAGAAAAGUUUCUGGAAGAUUGGUGCGGAGAUGUGCUCCUGGCACGGAAUUGGUAGAAUGGCUUAUGAAUUUAUCACCUGGUAUUCACUCCAGGCCUCAGGCAGCUGGUAUGUGGCAGGCCUUGCUUGAAGAAGGUGUUAUUUCCCAUGUUAGCAAAGAACAGCCGUUCAAAGACAAAUGCUUUCUCUAUCGAUUCUGGCAAGAUGAAGAGGGAGCGACAGCUUUACCACCUUCUGAAGACAUCGCGACAGCCGAAGACCAGUUAAUGGAAAAUCUGGGGACGUUGGUGAAUCGAGGACCUGAUGCUUACCUGAGAAUGAUCUUGAGAAAACAAGGUCACGAGCGAACUGCAGACGACCUGGAAAUAAUUUACGAAGAGCUUCUCCACAUACGGGCAUUAUCCCACCUGUCAAACUCAGUAAAAAGGGAAAUUGCGAGUGUCAUAGUUUUCGAGGCGCAUCCCAAAGCCGGCACCGUGUUGUUUCACCAAGGAGAUGAAGGUCGCUCGUGGUACAUUAUUGUAAGAGGAUCUGUCGACGUCGUUAUUCAUGGAAAAGGUACCGUAAACACUCUCCAUGAGGGCGACGACUUUGGAAAGCUCGCCUUGAUAAAUGAUGCCCCAAGAGCGGCAACAAUAGUUCUUCGCGAAAACAACUGCCAUUUCCUGCGGGUGGAUAAGGAGAACUUCAAUAGAAUCCUUAGGGAUGUUGAGGCGAACACUGUAAGAUUAAAGGAGCACGGAAAGGAUGUUCUGAUCCUAGAAAAGAUCACUUCCAAUACGAAGCAAGUGUUUUCUUCACAUUUCAAAUAUACUGUGAUGGCGGGAACACCGCAAAAAAUGCUGGAACACUUACUAGAAACUAGAUUAGAUAGUAGAGGAACGAUGGGUGGAGGAGAUAACUUUAUUAUUGCUACUGCUCAAGAUCCAUUCCUGGAUGACUUCCUACUGACCCACAUUGUCUUCCUUCCAACGCAUCAACUCGUCGAAGAACUAGACAAAUAUUAUAAUAUAGACUACUCGAAUCAGGACAAGGAAUUCAUCUUAGCUUGCAAGAGGCGAGUGAUUCAAUUUGUGUACAGAUGGGUAACUACUAUUAGACAUCCCGUCUUCGAAGAUGACAUUGCCGUCGAAUUCCUGGAGGAUUUGGCUCAUGGCCUGGAAAACGAUUCAACGCAAUUUAAUUCGUUGCAAGAGGAAGCCAGCUUAAUGCACCAUGUUAUGUCGCAGUUGAGAAGGUACCAGGAAGAUCGAAAAGCCCACGAAGGACAAAAAUGGAAGUUGCCACCCUUGGGACAACCGAUAAGCCUUUUUAGCACGGGAGACGACACGAACAGAACGAUUAUUAUGCCACAAGAUGACAUUAUUUUUCGUGUUUAUUGUGCUGAUCAUACCUACUGCACUUUGAGGCUUCCGAUCGACAGUACAGCAGAAACCAUCAAGUUGGUGGCCGCAGAUAAGUUGAAAAUUCGGGAAGAUGAACUUCUACUAGUUGAAGUUAAAUCGAAUGGGGAGCGAAUGGUGUUCAGGGAUGACGAUAUCAGCAUACCAACGGCUUUGACCAUCAAUGGAAGGAUUUUUGUGUCACCUAAAGAGCACCUGGAUGCUUUGACGUGCUUGAACGAACAAGAAGAAGCUACACAAGGAAUCGAAGGCGACAUCGAAAUGUUUGGAACAAAGGAACUGGCAUAUUACAUGACACUCUUCGAUUGGGAGCUAUUUUGGUGCGUUCAUGAAUACGAGCUACUUUAUCAUACAUUCGGAAGACAUCACUUCGGACAAAUUACAGCGAAUCUGGAUGUAUUUCUGCGACGUUUCAACGAAAUUCAAUUCUGGGUCGUAACCGAAAUCUGCAUGAUGAGCAGCUUGAGCAAAAGGGUCGCUGUCCUGAGGAAGUUUAUCAAAUUAGCUGCAUAUUGCAGAGAAUUCCAAAAUCUAAAUGCAUUUUGCGCCAUCGUUAUGGGAUUAAGCAACGUGGCCGUAUCCCGUCUAUCUAAUACUUGGGAUAAGCUGCCAUCAAAGUUCCGAAAGCUCUUCACUGAAUUUGAAUCAAUGAUAGACCCAAGUAGAAAUCACCGAGCAUACAGAGUGAGCGUUGGAAAGCUCCAGCCGCCAGUCGUGCCCUUCAUGCCCUUACUGCUGAAAGACAUGACCUUUACACAUGAAGGCAACAAAACCUCCCUGGAUGGACUAGUUAAUUUUGAAAAAAUGCACAUGCUUGCUCAAACUAUGAGGACCAUUAGAUUUUGUAGGAGUAGACAUUUAGUUUUGGACCCACCGUCCCCGAAAAGCGAAGGAGAAGUCAAGUCUUACAUAUCCUGCUUACGAGUAAUCGACAAUCAACGGAUCUUGACGAGUAUGUCGCAAAAACUGGAGCCUAGAAGAUCGUAAGUACCACAUCAGGGAGCAGCAGGUAAAAAUGCUGGUCGUUUUUACCGAAUAUCGCGCUAUAUAAAUACGUAUAGGUUUUACAAAUUAGCGCACUGAUUACUAGGCUUUAAGGAUAGGAACAUUUUCAGAAAACAAUCACCUGGUAUAGUAAAUAUUUUCCACAAUACUAUUUAGCAAUGAAUCAACACAUAAAUCAACAGUUAGGUGAAGAUAUACAACAUUAUAGAAUAGCAACGUAACUGUUUAGGUAUUUGUAAACCAGACUUCCAGAAGCAAGAAUGACAUAAUUUAAAUUAAAAAAUAUAUAAGAAAAUUUAAUAUCCAAGUAACCAUAGCAUUUAAGCGGAAUCGUACAAAAUGACCUAAUAAAUCAUUUUGAUACCAUCAUUGAAAAAAUGUAUGUACAAGUAAAGUAGUACUAGUGAAUCCCAUUACCUUAGGUUAAUUUACUGUGAAUUAUUACUGGCGUCGUUCUAAUGAUUAAGUUUGGAUUUGCAUGUCCAUUCAUCCCUAAAUAUUGGCAUACUCAAAACACACAAACACCUUAAGGUUUUUUUCACUGCCAUAGUGGGCCACAAAGCCAUUAUUUAACCAAAUUUAAAUAUGUACAACGAUUCAACAAUAAAAGCCCUUUAUGUACACAUGCAAAGCUAAGCGUAAACACAUUGAACAUGGACGUCAAAAACGCCGCUCCUCCCAUGUAAAUACUUAUAUUAAGAAAGAAAAUAAUCAAGCGCACAUUAUUUAUAGAGCACCUUAUUUUCAUAUUCUGUAAAUAACUAUUUAUCAAACCUAUACGAUUAGAAUUUAGUGGUGAGCCACUUCCAAGCUUUAAAUAUGUGCAAAUAUUUCACUAAAACAUUUCCUUAUACACAAUGUAAAAUAAACCUUGCAGAUUUUUAUGUAAUACACAUUUGUAAACAAGCAAUUUCCAGACACAAUAAAAGCGCUACUUUCAUAAUAAUGAAUCAUACGACCAGUAAAUACCAAUAAUAAAUGUAUUUUGAAUUUAUCCAGUUAUUUAGAAUAAGAAAAGAUAAAAGCAAUAAACUACCAAAUUUGUAAAAAGUGAAUAUUUACUAUAUACGAUUAUCUUCAUGUGUAAUAGCAGUAAAUUAAAAUGUAUAAGUAUAUAUUAUAGAGCAAUUUGUGUUGUGAUACUGAAAAGUUUCUAAGAUGGGAGAUAAUGAAUGUGAGUCAGCACAUUCCUUAAUCUGCAGAAGAUUAACAAAUAAAACCAUUAAUGAGAAAACAGAUAUGCGAACGAUUGGCUUCUUCAAUCGGUUCAAAUGCUAACACCUAACUAGGUUCAGUGCUUUAUUAACUUUCCCUACACCAUUAGUCAAUAAUUGCUGAUAAAGAAUAGAGCAGAUGGAGGAAUGUGUACUUUUUAAAUCGAAUAUUCCGUUUUUAUGUACAAUACUAAAUUAGAAUAGAAAAUGAAAAUUUUAUAUGAAGAUUUGUUAGGACAAUCAUUCAUAUUAACAUUAGCAAAAUAAGCGAUAGAAUUUCCAAAAACUUCAUACAUUUAAGGAUCUCUAGGUAGAUAACUUUUCGAAUGCCAAAUAGGUAUUUUAUAUGCAUUUCCCAGCGAGAGAUUAAAGUUAUUUUCCACCCCUUACUUCUGAUCUUUGCAAUCCAAAGUGUGAUUAGUUAUUUCCAACUUUCCUUACCUUAUAAGAACAAACAAUCAGUAUUUUCUUAGUACCUUUAUAAUAUAUUUAUGUCAGCUAGUUAGUAUAAGAUGUGGUUCGUGAACAUUACGCGAAUAAUAAAGUAGACUUGGUGUGUA
This is a messenger RNA of Dendroctonus ponderosae (mountain pine beetle), 4985 nucleotides long. RefSeq names its product rap guanine nucleotide exchange factor 4 (gene Epac). Bases 158 to 3193 code for a protein of 1011 amino acids. Gene Ontology annotation, cellular component: plasma membrane. The record is from RefSeq and is a predicted model, not a curated record. Gene Ontology annotation, biological process: positive regulation of GTPase activity; Ras protein signal transduction. Gene Ontology annotation, molecular function: guanyl-nucleotide exchange factor activity. NCBI's taxonomy places the organism in Eukaryota, Metazoa, Arthropoda, Insecta, Coleoptera, Curculionidae. The transcript is spliced from 21 exons.